GAGUGGCAACUUCCUUUGAUUCCAGAUUCAUUUUCCUGCCAGCUGGUCGUGUCAGGAACUCCCUCGAGUGUUUGUGUCAUACUGCCGCUGCAGAAAUGGACCAUGAUGGCAUCUCCGCACUGUCAUCAGUGCACGCGGCCUCCACAAGCCUCGCCGAACUGGAAGCCGAGAAGGCGAGACUGAAGACCCGCCUGGAGGAGACCCGAGAAGCCCUCGUGUGCCGGGUGUGCCUGGACCGCCCCGUGGCAGCCGUCUUCAUGCCCUGCGCCCACCUCAGCACGUGCCACUCCUGCUCCGCCUCCCUCACCAUGUGCCCGCUCUGCCGGACGCCCAUACACUACGCUGCCGCCGUCAUCAUCGACUGACGGGGCGUGACGGGGCUUCCUCGGGUUGUACGGUCGCUCCUCCUCUGGAUUCGCACAGGCGGCGGAGAGAAAAGAAUCUGGGCGGCAUUUCCUAAUCUAUGAGGCGGUCGAAGGGAUUAAUUUAAUACAUGUGUCUAUUAAAGGCAUCAAGUCUUAUAUGGUCGAAGGGAUUUAAUACGUCAUGUGUCUAUUAAAGGCAUCAAGUCUCAUAUAGAUGUCUUCUCGGUUAUGUAAUCAACUAUUUCUGAGGAGUAAUUGACAAUUUAUAUUUAUGUACAUUAUACAUAUACUGUUUUGUGUGUGUGGUUAAAUCCGUUGUGUGCACAUGUGAAAGCAACUCGUAAGUUUUUAUUCAAACAAAUAACAGAAGAUAAACGUUUUAUUUAUAAUAUGAUUUAGGACUAUAUCUGCAAGAUAAUAGUCUCUUAUGGCAUCGUUAUCAGAGAUAUGUUGAAUGUAUUUUGAUAUAUUUUCAUACGUUUAAAUCGAAUAAAUUUACGCUUACGGCUUUCAAUCCAGUGACAGUCUUCGCAUGUUAAAAAAAAUAUAUCUGUACUGAUAUCACAUCCUACUUUUGAUAAUGUAAUUUGGAUAAGAUACAAUCGUGUUUUUUUUUAAAGAUCUGAUAACGUGAUAUACUUACCAGAUAUCAUUUAUCGUCUCGACUCAAUCCUUUCUUUUUUAUUAACAAUCACGAAGAUAAGAAAUAUAUACAUAUAAGCAUGACAAACUGAAAACAAACAAGCAAGCAGACACAAAGCCACAAACCAAACACUUUUUAUUGGAAACAUCAUAAUACACAACAAAUGCAACUGUAAAGAAUGGCGUCAUGAUUGAAAAAAAAAAAAAAAA
Molecule: messenger RNA, 1217 nt
Organism: Penaeus vannamei (Pacific white shrimp)
Lineage: Eukaryota; Metazoa; Arthropoda; Malacostraca; Decapoda; Penaeidae
Source: RefSeq, a predicted model, not a curated record